AUGAAGUUCACCUUAACAGUUCUACUUGUCCUUGAAGGGAUCAAUGUUAUUCUAACCGACAACCCGUCAUCUACGACGCAUCAAUACCCACCACAUCCAAGCACUGCUGUAACAGGCACAGCCGCGACACCAACAGCCAGCUCAUGCGAGGAUGAUCCUGGGGCGAAGUGUGAAAAUCUGAAGCCGCAAUGCUUGGAUCACCGUUACGAUGAGCUUAUGGACAAGUAUUGCCCAAAAACCUGCAAUAGAUGUGAUAAGCUGAAAUGUGUUGACACUUCUGCAUUGUGCUCUGUUUGGAAUGCUCAAGGAUUCUGCAAGAACACCUUCUACAGUGAUGAUAUCAAAAAACAGUAUUGUGCGCGAACAUGUGAUCUGUGCUGA
Molecule: messenger RNA, 381 nt
Organism: Cooperia oncophora
Lineage: Eukaryota; Metazoa; Nematoda; Chromadorea; Rhabditida; Trichostrongylidae
Source: the annotation of a GenBank genome assembly